UUGAGUUGAAUAUGAGAAGAAUAUGGCGACAGUGAUCUCGUAGCAGUGGAUAAGCUUUCGAUUUCGACCUCGAAGUACGUACCAGUGUUUAUCGUCGUGUGAUUAGAAGUGUUUUUUUUAAGUAUCCGAUAAAUCGGAGACGCGACACGAUGAGCUUCUUCAGCAAGGUGUUCGGCGGCAAGAAGGAUCCGGCUGCUCCCUCGACGGCCGAGGCGAUUCAGAAAUUACGCGAAACGGAGGAUAUGUUGAUAAAGAAGCAGGAGUUCUUAGAGAGCAAAAUAGACAAUGAAGUGUUAAUAGCGAAGAAGAAUGCGUCGAAGAACAAGCGAGCUGCCAUUCAAGCACUGAAAAGAAAGAAACGAUAUGAAAAGCAGUUACAGCAAAUUGAUGGCACACUGUCCACGAUUGAAAUGCAAAGAGAAGCACUGGAGAGUGCAAAUACAAAUACCGCUGUUCUUACUACCAUGAAGGGUGCCGCAGAUGCGAUGAAGGCUGCGCAUCAACAUAUGGAUGUCGACCAAGUACACGAUAUGAUGGAUGAUAUAGCAGAGCAACAAGAUGUGGCUAGAGAAAUUUCAGAUGCCAUAUCUAACCCAGUAGCAUUUGGCCAGGAUGCUGAUGAGGACGAGUUAGAAAAGGAGCUAGAGGAACUUCAACAAGAACAGCUUGAUAAAGAAUUACUUGGUAUUGAUACAACGACAGAUGAACUACCAGCAGUACCAACUUCAGUUCCUGUUGCGCCAAGCAAAAUUCGCACAAAAGCUAAACCGGAAGAGGACGACGACUUGAAAGAGUUAGAGGCAUGGGCAUCGUAAAGUAAUGUUAGAAGUGAUGUUAAAAUCAAAGAUACAAGAUGUUUUUAGAUAAAUGUAAAUUGUAUAUUAUUAUCACCAUGCAUAAAUUACUAUAUCAUUAAAUAAUUAAUUAAUUAAAUUAAUUUUCUAAUAUGAGUAUGCAAUGCUAAGUUUCUUAAGCAGAACUUUCGAACAAAAUUACUGAAGUUAAUAUUUAAGCUUGAGUAAAGAUUAUAUUGCUUGUAUUUUUGUUGUGGUAAAUAUUACUAAUAAGUGAAAAGAACAACAAACAAAAGUUGCUUAUAAUCAGUGGCAGAGAAAGAGAGUAGCAUAUUUUAUAUUUACAGUAAAUAUAUUGCUAAUAUACAAUAAACGUUAAAACUUA
This is a messenger RNA of Temnothorax curvispinosus, 1179 nucleotides long. It is a transcript of the gene shrb, whose product is annotated as charged multivesicular body protein 4c. NCBI's taxonomy places the organism in Eukaryota, Metazoa, Arthropoda, Insecta, Hymenoptera, Formicidae. The transcript is spliced from 4 exons. The record is from RefSeq and is a predicted model, not a curated record. The coding region runs from base 150 to 815 and encodes 221 amino acids. Gene Ontology annotation, cellular component: cytoplasmic side of plasma membrane; ESCRT III complex; multivesicular body. Gene Ontology annotation, biological process: vesicle budding from membrane; late endosome to vacuole transport via multivesicular body sorting pathway.